AUGAUGAAACCUGAGCACUUUUCGGAAUGGGCAGGCCGUGUUGUUCAAGCCAUUAAAAAAUGCCAACACGACGAGGCAACCACCAGCACUUGGGACCUUUCCUUGUGGGAGUUUCAAGACGACAACCGGACGCUUCCUUGUCUUUUCCAUCCAUCUGUAUUUGAAAAUUACAAAAAGGCAGUGGAUGAUGAUUCAAAGGGUGACCGUGAAGAAAAUGAGGUUGCGCUAGAGGAUGAAGAUAUCAUACCGGACGAACAAGCGAUUGCACUUCCACAAGAAUUCACAACGAUGGAAGAAAAGCGCAUACGAGUGCAAUGGAAUUUCAGCAUUGUUUACAGUGACACAUAUGGCGUGCCCGUGUUAUACUUUCGAGUUCAGACCUUGGAUGGGUCCCCUUGUGAACGAUCCAGGAUAUUGGAAUGGCUCCCAGACCAGUCGAUUGACGACAGCUGGGACUUUAUUUCUCAAGAAGAGCAUCCAAUUAAUGGGCUUCCAUCCUACUUUCUCCAUCCAUGCCAAACUUCCAGUAGACUGAAAGAUCUCUUGCAAUCAACAAGCCAAAAUGCAUCCAUACUAUGGGCCUGGAUGUCCAUGAUAUUCCCGGCAGUGAAUCAUCCAAUUCCUCCUUCCUUUUACAGAGAUAUACGAUCAGAGCUAGACGAAUCGUAG
Messenger RNA from Cylindrotheca closterium, 669 nucleotides. The record is from the annotation of a GenBank genome assembly. Lineage: Eukaryota; Bacillariophyta; Bacillariophyceae; Bacillariales; Bacillariaceae.